GUGAAAGGAGAUCUGAACUCAAGCCCCGUGACGCCAUCAGGGCGCGUCUGCGGCUGGGAAGCGGCAGGGAAAAUGCUGCAGCUGCUCGCGAGCCGCGGCGAUCUGGUCCUGCUCCGAGACUCGGUGGAGUGGGAGGGCCGGAGCCUGCUGAAGGCUUUGAUUCGGGAGAUCGCCCUGAAAGGAGAGCAAGUGCACGUCCUGGGCUGCGAGGUAAGCGAGGAGGCUUUCCGGGAAGGCUUCGACUCGGACACCAACCGCCGGCUCGUUUACCACGAUGUCUUCAGGGAUCCCCAAGGCUGCGCCGGGAUCGGGGGGCCCCUGGGGGCCCUGAGAGCGUGCUUGAGGGGAGCAGACGCCGGGCCGUGCACCCUGGCCGUGGACUCCCUCAGCUGGCUGCUGCUCCGCGCCCCGUGCAGUGCCCUCUGCCAGGCGCUGCGGGCUCUGGGCCGGGGCCAGCUCCGGGUUCUGGGCCUGCUGCAUGAGGACGUGCACGGGCCGGGGCCCGUGGGCGCCUUGGGGAGCCUGGCCCAGGUGCAGGUGACUGUGGGAGGGAGCGCGGGCGGCGCCGUGGCCCGCGUUCUGCGGCCGAAGCCCCGCCACCGCCCCACCGAGCAGACCCAUUGGUUCUCCGUACUGCCUGACUUCAGCCUGCGCUUCCAUAAGGAACCCUCUUUGGAGGCCCCGCUCCAGCACGCACCCCCGGCGGCCACGGCGGACGCUCUGGCGGGCCUGACCUUUAACAUCCACCUAUCGGAGAAGGAAAAAGAGGCCCGCGAUACGCUCGCCUUGCCCUUCCAUUUCAGUUCUGAGAAACAACAGUCCCUGCUUCGUCCUGCUCCGGCCUCUUCCGCCAGCCAAAUAUUUUAUGAGCCAGAUGCUGAAGACUACCUGGACCAGGAAGAUCCAGACGAUGACCUGGAUGUCUGAUGCUUCAGGAAGGCCUAGACCCGGGGACUGUACCAUAAUCGUAUCUCAGCUUCAUGUAAGCCAGAAAUGGACAGAAUUGCUUUUGAAAAUCCCUCAAGAUGCCCAUUAAACGUAAUAACAGUAUCUUCCAACAGUUGUGACCGGAAAAGGGUUAGGAUCUCUUUUUUAAAAGUCAUUCUAUUAGAGAGAAGG
Molecule: messenger RNA, 1119 nt
Organism: Sarcophilus harrisii (Tasmanian devil)
Lineage: Eukaryota; Metazoa; Chordata; Mammalia; Dasyuromorphia; Dasyuridae
Gene: ELP5
Product: elongator acetyltransferase complex subunit 5
Exons: 1
Coding region: 73-927 (284 amino acids)
Biological process (GO): tRNA wobble uridine modification
Cellular component (GO): cytosol; elongator holoenzyme complex; nucleus
Molecular function (GO): tRNA binding
Source: RefSeq, a predicted model, not a curated record